CUCACUUCAAACCACCCGAACAUCUCGAGCGCCUCAGGGCAGGUGAAUGAAACUCGCCCUGCAAUCACACAUCCACACGCGAGCGCGCACGGGAUCUUUAAACACCGAUCAAAACUAUCGAUCAAACCCGCGUGUGGACGAGGAUGUGUUAAUCGGACCGUGUUUGGAGUGUCAGUGUAGGCUACCUGCAGCUGAAGGACCAGCGGCCCUGCACUGGCCUCUGUCUCGGUCCCAGCCACACUAGUCCAGCCUCGCAUCUCCUUGGGUGACCAGAACACCCGAGCGUCCCAUCUUGGCUGAAUGUUGACAUUGGAGAUUGGUGGAUGCCAACAAUGAUGCCAGAUCCAUAUCUCGAGACCAAAGGGCUUUCCAGUAUUUCUGGGAUCAGCAUGUCUCCUCCCAGGCAGAAUUCCUUCCCAUCACUCCAUUCCACCAUGGCACUGCCCAAAACCUCUUACAGUGUGUUAAGUGCUUUCUGCACUGAGGAGAACGUGCCCCAGUGUAUCACAUACAUCAAUCAGGAGAUGUGUUCUCUGGGCCUGUCUGGAGUGAAUCUGGACUCUAAUUUAGACCGUCUGAGUGCAGUCCUGGUUCUGAACCUCCUGUAUGAACUGCUGCAGCUGCAGAGGAAAGCUCAGCGCUCUCUACACGAGCUGGAGACCCAACAGCUGAAGAACGGCAGUGACCUCGAACAUAUGCAGCACAGCAACACCAGACUCAAAGACCAGUUGGAGCACACAAGAAGAGAGAACUCAGGCCUUCAUGAGGGAGAGAGACAGUUAAUGCUGAAGAUCAAGACCUUACAGAACUGCCUCAAGUCAGAGAAAGAGGAAAUACAGAAACUGCAAAGCAUCAUUGCCAGCCGUGCCACACAGUACAACCACGACACCAAGAGGAAAGAGAGAGAGUGCACCAAACUGAAGGAGCGUCUCAACCAGCUACUCAUGGACAAGAGGGACAAAAAACUCUCCAUUGAAGUGUCAAACUAUGUGGGGAGGUCAGAUGGAAAGAGAGGCCAUUGGAAGACGGACAAGAUGGAGGCCAGACAUGAGGGUGAGAUGUACAAAGCUCUGCUGAGUGAUUAUGAGUCUCGUCAGAGAUCUCUGAUGCUGGAAAACUCUGAGCUGAAGAAGGUCUUACAGCACAUGAAGGGAGACAUGAUCUCCAUUCUCAGCCCAAAGAAACCUUUUGUCAAAACAGAGCUGGCAGAUGACAGCCUUGAACAGGCCAGCUCUGAUGUUGAAGAGGAGGCGUGUAACUCCAGCAGAGAGACUCUAGAGCAGUCACGAGAGCAGCUCACCAACAGCAUCCGCCUGCAGUGGAGGAAACUCAAGAGCCACAUGCAGAGACUCGACAGCCAAGCAUCUCUGGUGGCUUGUCAGGAGCGUGAUGGAGAGGAUCUGAUCUCCAGGAGUGAACACGAGGAGGAGGUGCAGCGCGUGAGACUGGAGCUGCAGCAGUGUAAAGAGUUCAUCCACAUGCAGCAGCAGCUCCUGCAGCCGCAGCUGAGUUCCCCGUUUGAUGAUGAGACGGCAGCUCUACUGAACGACUGCUACACACUGGAGGAGAAAGAGAGAUUGAAAGAGGAGUGGAGACUCUUUAAUGAACAGAAGAGGAACUUUGAGAAGGAGAGGAAGAAUUUCACUGAAGCUGCUAUUCGACUGGGUCAUGAGAGAAAAGCUUUCGAAGAGGAUCGAGCGGCAUGGCUGAAGACCCAGUUUUUAAACUUGACUCCAUUUGUAGACCGCAAAAGACCUGCACUGCCUGAACCUCAAAGUGCCUUAUCAGUCAGCACAGAACCUGAGGCCAAAGUCCAGUCCACUCCACCCCUCCUGACACAGUCCCUGUCCUACAGCGCGUUCUCCACCCCCAAAGCUGCUCCAGUGAAGAUGCCCUCCACCGCUGACCUCUACCGUACACUGCGACUCAUUCCAGAGAGCAGAGUUCCCGGCAGACGACCGAGCAGUGAAACGUUGACUAAAUCACGGCUGCAGAACAGCUCUGCAGACUGCAGCUUCAUCUCAUUGGUCAGAGAUGAGCAAAGCCCCAUCUAAAGGUACUGCAGUGUUACAGUGUGCUCGCUCUCCAUGAUUCAUGAAAGGGGCACUUGAAGCUUUCUUGGAGUCUUCCCAAUAACCUGCUUAUUCACCUCCUCAUCUGAUUUGCUGUGUUUUCCCUAUUGGAGGGAGCUGGAUUGAGGAAAAGAGCUGGUGUGUUUAGCUGGAUAAAACUGAUCUCAGAGACAAUCAUUUGCUCACAUUUGCAUUGACCUCUUCUGAUCUCGUAGCAAUAAAUUACUAAAGCUGCCAAUGUCUAUUGUAUUGUAGUUAAAACAAGAAUUAAUGAUGUAUAUACCUCACUAAGAGGUACUACAUAAGACCUCACUCAAUCUGAUUUUGCACUUUAAAGAGGAGCAAUCAUUUUUAAACACUAAUAUAAAUCUAAUAUAAUUUGAUGUUUUGCAUAUUAUUGUUGCUUUAAACGUGCGUAACUCGGUCAUGGGUUAGGUUUCAGGCAAGGUAUUUAGACUUAAAAGUUUUGUACUUUUAUGAUUGUAAUUAAGUGAAAUUAGGUACUAUGUCAUGUUUUGAUUUUGUAAAUUUAAGACGUUGAAUGGGUUGUUUCAUUUGAUAAAUGCUAUGUUCACUUGAAUGUUGAAUAUUUGAAUGGACGAAUCAUGAAUGUCUUUGGUAGAGCUUAAAAUAUUUUUAGAAGCCACAUUUCUCAGAAUCAAUGCAAUAAAGCUUGAAAGAUUUAAGAUGAACAAUCUUGUUAUUACAAAC
Messenger RNA from Xyrauchen texanus (razorback sucker), 2783 nucleotides. Its product is annotated as afadin- and alpha-actinin-binding protein-like. The record is from RefSeq and is a predicted model, not a curated record. Bases 324 to 2054 code for a protein of 576 amino acids. The transcript has 14 exons. Lineage: Eukaryota; Metazoa; Chordata; Actinopteri; Cypriniformes; Catostomidae.